This is a messenger RNA of Carcharodon carcharias (great white shark), 1726 nucleotides long. RefSeq names its product cellular retinoic acid-binding protein 2-like. Gene Ontology annotation, cellular component: cytosol; nucleus. The transcript has 4 exons. The coding region runs from base 348 to 767 and encodes 139 amino acids. Lineage: Eukaryota; Metazoa; Chordata; Chondrichthyes; Lamniformes; Lamnidae. The record is from RefSeq and is a predicted model, not a curated record. Gene Ontology annotation, biological process: fatty acid transport. Gene Ontology annotation, molecular function: fatty acid binding.
UUAAAAAGGUGAGGAAAUUGGAGCAGGGUGUUGCACGUAAGAGCGAGAGAGAGAGACAGGAACACGCACACACACACAGACAGACAGAGAGAGACACACACACACAGGGAAAGAGACACAGACACACAGAGAGAGAAACAGAGAGCCAGAGUGUGGCAGAGAGAAACACGGUGUAAGACAGUCAAAAAUAGAGAGAGAGAAAUACACACACACACACACACACACACACACACAAGAGGGUGAGAGACCCAGAGAGAGGGAGAGCCAGGCAGACACAAAGGAAAGCGGAGCCGCCGAGAUCGGAGUCCCGGAGAGCCGCUUUGUGCCGGGUAACCCCCGCUGCCAACAUGUCCAAAAACUUCACCGGGAACUGGAGGAUGAAGAACAGCGAAAACUUCGAGGAGCUUCUGAAACAGCUUGACGUGGGCCUGCUGUUGAGGAAGAUCGCGGUGAAAGCUGCUUCCAAUCCGAGCGUGGAAAUCAAACAGGACGGAGAGAAUUUCUACAUCAAGACAGCCACCACAGCAAGGACCACAGAGAUCAGGUUCAGGGUCGGAGAGGAGUUUGAUGAACAGACGGUCGAUGGAAGGCCAUGCAAGAGUUUGGCCAAGUGGAUUGGAGAGAAUAAGAUGGAGUGUGAGCAGAAACUGCUGAAAGGUGAAGGGCCUAAAACAUCGUGGACUCGCGAACUCACCAGCGAUGACCAACUCAUUCUGACCAUGACUGCUGAUAACGUGGUCUGCACACGUCUUUACGUCCGGAAUUGAGAUGGUGGGAUCAACCAGCAGAGCGGGGAGUCCAGCCAGAGGAAACAAGCAGCAGCAGCACAGUACCUGGAACGUGCACCCUCACCUCCGACCCCUGACCUCACACCUGAACCCGUUCACAAAGGGAAAGGGGCAACAGGGUAUCUGAGCCCCUGCCGGGAUGGACUCUUCCAUCAUCUCCCCACUACCGGAACAGACCCUCCCACAGCCACCCCCCGGCUCACCCCAUCCAACUCCUCAUCCUCCUGGGAUCCUCCCACUCCCCCAUUCCUCGGCCCCUCCCCUGGGUGGACUCUCCCAUUCUGAGUUGGACCCUCCGUUUCCCCCUUCUCCCGGAAUGGCUCCUCCCAUUCUCGCGUCUCCUUACAAUGGGCCCUCCCGUCAACCCACUCCUGUCCUCCCAUUUUUUUUCCUCUCCAGAAUGGACCCUCCCAUUUCCACCCCACCCCCCCCACCCCCGCUCUCCCAAAUGGACUCCUCCAUUCCUCCCUUUCCCGGGAUGACCUCUCCCAUUUCCCCACAUCCCCAGGAUGGGCCCUCCCAUUCUGCACCCCACAACCCCCGGAAUGGACCCUUCCAUUCCCCCCCCUUUCUGGGAUGGCUCCUCCCAUUCCCCCCACUCUUCGAUAGAACCUCCCAUUUGUUCCCCCCGCACCCCCCAUCUCUUUCCCCCCACCUACUUUCUCCUGGGACAGACCUUCCCAUUUCCCUCCCUCUCCCGGGAUUCCCAAUUUCCCCCUCCACACUUGCAGCUCUGGCCUGGAGAUACUCAUGGUGACCUCCUGGCCCGGAAUGCGCCACCCACCCCCAGCGCCCCCACUCCGCCCUAUCUCCCCAGCAUGAGUUACUACCGCUCUGUCCACACUCUGUAUUUCUGUCUUCGCCUCAUGUUCUGACCCCUCUGGUUUAUCCGAAUAAAGACUGGAGGAGGCUUCGUCUGCUUCCUCAUUUUAUCGCUU